Messenger RNA from Phasianus colchicus (ring-necked pheasant), 4348 nucleotides. The record is from RefSeq and is a predicted model, not a curated record. Lineage: Eukaryota; Metazoa; Chordata; Aves; Galliformes; Phasianidae.
GAUCUUUUCUUCUCUGUUUUGGUGUAGACACUCAAUGUAUUUUUAGAAUAAUGAUUGUUAGAAACUAAGAAGAUCUACAGAAAAUUAAGUAAUUGAGUCCAUACACGUUAGUCAAGCCAUUUUAAUCCAUUUCUUCAUUUUAUUCCUCUGUUAAAGAAAGGCAAUAUUUGCUUACAAAACUCAGGAGUGCUGUGAGCGAUAAUUAAUGCAUAUAAGCAGCACUAUGAUUAAAGUGAAGAGCUAUGUACUUCCAAAGGAUUAUUAAUUUUAUUAUCAUCAUUAGCACUGCACUGAGCUAUUGUAAAUUGCUGAAAGAGCCAAUUACUGUGGAUUUUCUUGAGAUGACUUUGUAAGGUAUUAAAAGGAGAAUGUUACACUGCAGAAAUCUACAAUGAAGUUGUAAAACUGAGAUUACAUUCUGUGCUGUAAAAUGGUAUCAUUCAUACCAGAAGCAAAAGUAACUUGUAAAUACUGAUUAACACAAAAACAUACUAAUCUAUCUUUUAACUCAUACAGUGGCUCCUUCCCCGCUUGCUGAAAACCUCUAUUAAUGAUUUUGAGUCAUAAGCCAGAAGUGUAAUCUCAGGAAAAAGGUCAUGCCCAAUGACCUUGGCCAAUAGCCAAUAAACAACUGCAUUUCUGAAGUUUAAUGAGGGCAUAUGGACCAACUGAGCAGCUGAAUCUGACAGCGUGGAAGCUCCCACCACUGGGAAUGCUCAUGCCAGCUCCUGCAGUCCAGAGGGUGAUGAGCUGUGGCUAUCCCAUGGCUGUGACCAGACACUCGUGCUAGAGUGGGGCCAUCUGCAACACUGCUGGAUAAGAUAUCUGUGGUCCUAAGGCUUCCAGCUACAGCUUCUUAUCCCUCGCCUUGUAGCAUAUCUCCCUCAGGUAAAGCAAUCUGCUGGCACGACUGAGCUCUGAAAUGAGCUGUGGAAUAAAUCUGAUUAAAAAUGGCACCAGCAACUGUCGUUUGGGGAAAGGGUAUUUUUUAAAAAUAGAUCAUUUAUAAAGAUGUUUUGGAAUAUGGCUAAAUCUCGAGACUGUCCCCAUGAAGAUUUAAAAUAGUUUUGUCAAAACCUACUUUAAAUGGCUAUUUGGAUUAAUAUUCUUGAGUUUCCCAUGCGCACAAGCCAAAUUAUACUGUGAAGAAAAAUUCACUUAUUUCCACUGGCAGUAAGUAAUAAUUUCUUAUACAUAAUUUCAGCCUCUUAUUUGAGUAGCUACACAGACAUUCCAAUUUAGUUUCUUGAUGAGUUGAGAAUAAAAGAUUUCCCUAUUCUAAACUGAGAGAUUAAUUACAGAAUAAAGACUGUCUAUGAAGAGAGAUACUGUUAUUCUUCAUCCUUUACCAAUGCUGAGAGAAAGUAAUUAGGAGUCUAAUCAAACCCCAUGCAGGGUUCGUACGGAAGGUUAAACCACCUCUGACCUUGCUGCCACUUUACUUUUCUGGAUACUGGAAAGAGUGCUGGUUUAAUUGAAACAAUCCAGGAACCUGACAAGACACUCUUCCUGUGAUAACAAUCUCUGAAUUAUUGGAAAAUACCAUCAAGGGAGACAGCGGGGUUUGUGGCAGCUGAGAAAGUUGUCCUACAGAGCUGCCAGCACAGCCAUGCCAUUCAGGAAGAAAUAGUGGCGUGGACUCAUUCAGUUGGUGAUUUUUAGAAAGGGCUCAACCAAGCAAAGAUUGUUCUUUUUUUUUUAUGGGUUUCAUUACCAGUCAGCUUGGUUGGGACGUGAAGCCUACUUCAGUGGUGCCGUAUUUCAAUGUCUCGAUGACACUGUUGAGCUACUGACCAACAGCAUCACAUUAAAACUCUUCUGCAGCAACAGGAUGAGUGUAAUUAAUGCUGUGUGGUCAUCACAGCAUGUCUAUUCACUCAUUUUAGGCCAGAUGGGACAUCCUGAAAUUCAGACUGGAUCUACAUUAAGAUUUCUUUGUUGUGAGGGUGGGCAAACACUGGAACGGGCUUCCUAUUGAGACAGCUGAUGCUCAAAAAGCAUUUGGCCAACAUCUUCAUAAAUAUGCUUUAACUUUUGGGUAAUGCUGAAGUUCGACAAGGCUUGGUGAUCUUUGUAGGUCACUGCCAAAUGAACAAUCCCCAUUUUGUUAUUUUCUUCUGCCUUUCUUCUCCCUUUGGGGGAUUUGUCCUCGGCAACCUCUCACCAAGCCCUACUUGAAGACAUUUUGUGGAAGCAAACACCCUUCCCACCGCUCUGUGAACCACCCUUCUCUUGCAGCACGUGGCACAGAGGUCACGUGCGGCUCCACCACUACAGCGAAGUCUGUUGGCCCACCUGCAGCCUCGAAGCCGGCAGAACUGCGCCCUAAGGGAAAGAGCUGCCAACUGGGCCACCCUACCGCACACGGGGUUGGAAACGGUGGUGCGGCGGAGCCUCCCUCGGCCCUUCGGAGCCAGCCAGAGCAGCGGGAAGCCGCAGGGCCCAGCGCAGCCCAGCGCCCGGCCACGGGUGGGCGCUGCCCCGCGGGCGGCAGCUCCCGGCAGCCCCUCGCGCCUCCACGGCCGGCCUCCCGCGGGGCGCCCGCAGCGCCCCCAAUGGCCGCCUCCAAGUGCGGGAGGCGGAGCUCGGCCUGCGCGACGCGUUUCAAACGGGCGAACCGCCGGGCGCGGAGGGAGGGCGGGCCGGAGCGCAGUCCCCGCCUGGGAGUUUAAAGCGCCAUUUUGUGCCGGGCGGCGGAUAUCGAUCGUCGCUCCCUGUCGGGCGAGCGGCGGGGCGCUCGGCGCCCGUCCUCUGCCCUUCUCCGCGCCUCUUUCCCCCGUCCCUCCGCUCCCAUGACCCGCAGCAGGAAGCAGGCGGCGCUGGAGAGAGGAGCCGGCAAGAUGAACCCAGGAGCGGGGAGCGCCGCGGAGGGGGCCCGGGCGGCGGCGGCAGCGGCGGCGGCGGCGGCGGGGGCCGCCGGGAACGGAACGGCGCCCGGCGCCUGGGGGCUGGAGGGCGAUUCGGAGAAAGUUGUGUACUCGCGUUCGCAGGUCUCCUACGCCGGCACCAAGGCGCUGGGCGACGCCCUCAAGCUCUUCAUGCCCAAGUCCACCGAGUUCAUGAGCUCCGACUCGGAGCUGUGGAACUUCCUCUGCAGCCUCAAGCACGAGUUCUCCCCGGUCAUCCUCCGCAGCAAGGACGUCUACGGCUACGCCUCCUGCCGCGCCGUCGUCCCCGACCCGCCGCCGCCCUCGGCCGAGCGGCCCCGCCACCGCCCCGGCAAGCGGCGCCUCCCGCCCGCCAAGCGCCGGGCCGCGGUCACGGGCGGCUCCGCCAAGCGGCCCCGGCGGCGGCGGCGGCGCCGCAGGAGGGCGCAGGGCUGGCGGCACCGAGCGGCACCGGCGGCCGGCGGCGCCCGCGGCGAGGAGCGGGCGGCGGCGGCGGGGCCGCCGGGCGAGGAGGAGGCUGAGGCCGAGGACAGCGAGCGGGGCGGCCCGGCCGGGGAGGCCGCCUGGGAGCAGCCGUUCGGCGGCAAGUCGCUGGAGGAGAUCUGGAAGGCGGCCACCCCCCGCCUCACCACCUUCCCCACCAUCCGGGUGCGGGGCGGCGUCUGCAACUGGCGCAGCCUGGAGGCGGCGCGGCGCCGGGCGCAGCGGAUCCUCGGCGUGGACCUGUCGCCCGUGGUGCGGGUGCGCCGCCUGCCCGUGGCGCCGUCCUGAGGCGGCGGGAGGGGAGGGACGGCCGGCGCGGACAAAGAGACCGAUAUCAGUCACCUGUUUACAUUGCUUUUGUCUGGAUCAUGUUCUUCUGCUGCACUUUACGGCUCGCUAGAAUCGGGGCCGGGGCGCCGGGCCCCGGGCGGGCGAGGGGCCGGCUGCGGGUACCGCGCGUGGGGACCAAGUUCCGCUUCCACUUCUCCCGUCGGGCUACCUCACUGGUCCAGAAGUCCACCCAAGAAGUUGUUUUCCAAAGGAACUUAACUUUCAUGCUUGUAUAAUAAAGCACCAUCCGAUUCUCGUUCCCCCCUCCCCCCUGCCCUUUUCCGAUGGAUUAUGUAUGCUUUGUGGUGUUGCACUAGUAUGUGCUCAGGGUAUUUUGAAUCCCAAGCAUUCCCAAGUUUCAGUUCACUCUGACCGAGGAUGCGUAAGAAUGGAGGUUCAGGACUUGUGGCUGUUCUUGAUGGUGCAAAAACUUUUUUUUUUUUUUUUUUAAUUUCAUGGGCUUAGUGAUAUAUACAGAUGUAUUGCUCAGUAUAAUUGUUACACUUUUGUAUCUAAAAUCAUUUUUAAAGUUUUCUAGUUGAACUAAGUAUUUGUUUCUAUUGAGCACCUAAAGAUAGAAUCAUGCUGAUAUUUUAUAAACAUGUUUACUUUAGGGAAGCUCAUUUGGUCAACCUAAGUGAACUUAA